Somion occarium is the source of this 1744-nucleotide messenger RNA. Lineage: Eukaryota; Fungi; Basidiomycota; Agaricomycetes; Polyporales; Cerrenaceae. The record is from the annotation of a GenBank genome assembly.
AUCUACAUAGGCGUCGUCGACUUGUACUCUUACCGAAAUACUUUGAACUUCCAUGACUUAUCAAGGACACUGCGACUGACUCGCUUUCUUUGCAGUAUCGUUUCUCAUGGUUUAUGUCGAACGGUGUAUCAGUGGACGCUUCAUGUAUUCAAUGAAACGCUCAGUCCAAAGUUUUUUUUUUUUUGAAUUCCAAUGCUUUUCCAGCGCUUACGCAUUGGCCAAAAAUAUGAGUCUCUAGCGUUCUUGUUGCCAGCUGUUAUCGCUCUUCGUCCACGGAAAGGAAGGGGUCACCGGUCAUGUCUAGUACCCCGCCAGUUCUUCCCCCGGAGCUGAUCGACCAGGCGAUCGACCACUUAUGGGAUGACCACGAAGCCCUGGAGGCUUGUAGUCUGACCUGUCGAAGUUGGGUCCCAACAAGCCGUCUUCAUCUUUUCCGUACUGUCCGAGUGCGGAGUGCUGAUGAUUGUACAAAGUUAUCGGCUCUGCUGGACGCUUCACCCGUUAUUGCUCAUUGCGUUCGUAAGCUCACCGUUAGUGCCGAGUACAAGGGUGUCGAUUCCAACGGACGGGCAUGCGAGGACGACGCUUGGGUUAACCAGAUGUCCACUCUACUGUCAAAGCUUUACAGAGUCCACACGCUAGCGCUAUCCAGGGUGAAGUGGAGUUCACUUCUGCCAGAGACCAAGAGCGCGUUCGCGGUUGUGUUCAAAUCAGUCAAGAUGCUACUUCUAUUCGAGGUACGAUUCGAUGCAUCAGGCGACGUUCUAGGAUUUCUCUUCGAGUUCCCUAUCCUAUCAGAGCUCUACUUCCACGGUGUAUCUUGGGAUCGUGAGUCACCUGCCUCACAGGUCUCGGACACUGGCGGCCGUGUUGCGAAAUGCAUGGGCCUUACAUAUCUAUUCCUCGACCCUAAAUCCUCGCCAACAUUAGUCACGGAAUGGCUUCUGAAUCGUGCUUCCGAGCAACGAUUGAGAACCAUUCAGCUGUGCUGGAGAGAAAUAGAGAAUACUCGUGCCAGUGAGUCUGAGCUGGAGUGUCUGAGGAUUGAGUUCCCUUUCGGAUUAUCAGAGGAAGGUGAGCAGCAUCCUAGUCUAUCACUUUCGUUACUCGUAUCAACGACGCUCGCCAUCAUAGUAUUACUGCAGAACCAGUUGACGCUCUCUCACAAUACCGGGUUGCGCACACUUCACUUUGGCGGUCUCGAUGUUUCCGCUGCCGCGACGCAAACACUAUUUUCAAACCGCCUUUUCACGUGGGUAGCAGUCAUGCUUGGCCAGAUUAGCUCUUCAUCACUUCGCGAAGUCAUCUUCGAACUGGAACUUCCUGACGUUUGCGAUUUGCAAUCGCUGGAUUGGCUCAGGAUCGAUCGAGAACUUUCUAGACGCGAAUUCAACGGUUUGCUAUUGAGGUUCUACGUAAACUGCACCAGGAGGGAAUGCGGCUCAUCCCUGGAGGGUGAGGUGCGCAGGGAGCUUGAGUCACGGUUGCCCAACUUCCUGGGAAGAGGUACCCUACGUGUUUCCUGCUUGUGAAUGUCCGUUGCAGGUCUGCUGGGGUUUACAGCUGCUUCCAUGACACUCUUCACAUAUGUUUUGUCUGCUCAUAAUUUAUGAUGAUCUAGAUGUUGUAUUAGAGGUUGCGAUACAUUACUUUUAGGGCUAAUUGUUCGUCUUGUAACCAUAGAGCGGUACUGGUGUCUUACUAUGUAAUUUAUAGCUUCUCCCGUUGGUUAUAUUGUCUGAAC